GGGCCACAGGUGUGUCAUCACAGCUUAGAUGACACGCGCAGGAUGAGAGGACGUGGCGCAGUCUUAAUGGAUUCUCAUACAAUCCGUUCUCAGCUGCUGCCUCCAAGUCGCAGAUGAACGAGCAUGCGGUGCUUCGACGGGAACACAUGGCUCCGGAGCGGAACUUCGUCAUGUCGGUCUCUCGUCACCUCUACCACCACGGCCACCGCGGACCGACAUGUGGUGAGUCUGUUGCUUGCAUAGGAGACGCCCGGAUGCCACGGCCACUGUGGCAAGGCUGUUCCGCCUGCACUCGGAGCUCGACAGAACCGCAACACAACGGCCACGCGUACAACUCCUUCUCGUGCGUGAGCGGCAUGCACAGCUGCGAUUUGGCCAUACUCACUGCAGCAAUCAACGACGAGCCUGCCGAAAAGAGAUCACGCUCUGCCACAUGGACGCCCGCAAUCAAACACGCGAAGGUGGCGGACGUGCAGUGCCUCACCCAGGCACCGAUUGACGGCCCAGGAAAGAAGACGCGAGGCACGCAUGAGCACCACGCAUGUUCCAUACAACUGGAGCUUUGCCAUGCUAUGAUCUUCACAAUAACUGCCCUCCGGCGUAGCAGCUGCGUCCACUCGACACAGCGGACGUCCGUCCUGCAGCCUGUGAGCGAAACACGUCUGGAAUCACCCGCUUGGCGUUCGCCAAACAUGCCCGUGCCAGCGCCGCCUGCAGCCCUUCGCCGGCGAGAACCUCUCUUGUUGUUGCUCGCUGCCCGCCCACGAACCUCGCUCUUGGCCCUGCAUUCGUGAGCUUCCGACGCCAUUGUUGUCGAUCCUCUACCAAACUCCACCCCAACACCUCGUGCUCAAAGAUGAUCUCCUGCCUCCUCCUACUAAUGCCCUCUUCCUCUGCAUUCUUGAGCGUGCUCUUCACCAACAGACAGAGUUUGACUUCCAUAUCGCUACAUCCCACUGGGCCAUCUUGCGCAACUGCAAAUACCCGGUAGUCGGGACAUAUGCAACACUGACCGCAUAGCGUGCAAAAAGGAAUGUUGGUCUUUCAACAACACGAGCCACUACCACACCGACCGCACGCAAGUAGCGCCGAAUCAAUCUCGAAGCCUUUGACUACAAUAUCCGACCCAUUUGUAUUCGUGCCCAUCUCUGGAUCAGAGGCCGCAACAGGUCGAGGCGCCGCGAAAAGAAUCGUCAGGGCUCAUGUUACGCGUGUGCAGCACGAAAGAAAUGGCGACUUCAAUAUUGGUCAGGACCUGCAGAGCUGGACCGUGAAGCCGUAUCAGCCUUCGGCUGCAAACACGAAGAAGAAGCGAACGACCAAGCGUGCGGUAGAGACUCUCAAGCGGAACGAAUCAUCCUCGGACUCUUCCUCAGGCUUGAGCGUCAUUACAAAACGCUCGUCAAGUUCGCUCUCCCUCCCAUCUGGAGGAGCUUUCGACGAUCCCUUUUGGACGUUCCCGGUUGAUCGUCAACCAGAGCUGUCUCCCAUAUUUGCCCACUACAUACAGAAUGUGGCCGUCGAAAUCGCUGACAUCGACGGACCUAGCGCCAAAGGUCUCUUGCGUAGAGUCUGGUUUCCGAUGUGCAUGACGUCUGCAGCUGCCAUGUAUGCUGUACUGCUCAUGGCCGCAUCCCAUUACUGCAUCAUGGACCCUCAUCAAGCAUCACGAGUCAACUUACUCGCGCUCAAAGCACGGGCUUUGUCCGAAAUCAACGUUGAACUAAGGAAACCAGAUGUCUCCAUAAAUGACGGCGUGGUAGGCGCUGUCGCGAAAAUGGCUGCCUAUGAAGCUAUUUUCGGCGAUUCAGAUACGUUCUCUGCACACAUGCGAGGCCUCCAAAUGAUGCUGAAGGUACGAGGAGGCUUAUCCACGUUGGGCUUGAAUGGACUUCUAGAACGAAUGGUCGUCUGGAUUGACCUGAAUGCUUGCCACUUGACCGGAAAGGCUGUGCAUUUUGGCAACGAGGAUUAUCCGACUAUCGUCUCCUUUGCAGCACCGGAUCCUUACCACUUUGCCGGAAUUCAAUGAGCUUGCAUUCAAAUACUUUCAGCAGCGAAUAUAGCGAUCUUCUGGAGCGGGAAUAGAUUAGAAGUGUUGCGGAAUGUUCUUCACGAUGCACUAGCGCGAGCGAUCAGCACGACCGAUGCCAACCACACCUCCCACCAUCUGCAAACACCCGCGAUCACACUUUCCACAUCGCAAACACGAUUCCCCGUCCAUUUACGUCAACUCACGUUUCAAAGCUGUCACUCCACAUCUCCCGAACCCAGCCUUGCAGAUAUUGCGCACGAAAUUCAGCAAGACCCUU
Messenger RNA from Cercospora beticola, 2312 nucleotides. RefSeq lists its product as uncharacterized. The record is from RefSeq and is a predicted model, not a curated record. Lineage: Eukaryota; Fungi; Ascomycota; Dothideomycetes; Mycosphaerellales; Mycosphaerellaceae.